UGACCACAUAUGACACGAAUCUGGCCAAUGAGAGGACGAUGGGGGCGUUCCCAUCGGCUUCAUUCUCCAUUGGUGUGCUGGACCACAACAAACAGCGACGAUACGACGAAUGUUAAGCAAGUAAAACCAAAAUCAGACAGCUGCAACUAUGGGCAAGUUCCAUUCUCACAUGGCUAACCCCAAAGACGAUAGUCAGGACUCGCUGACAACUUCUGGAGAGUACCAAGACGGGGAUGAGGAUGGAAAGAAUGGAGAUGUUUCUCAGUUCCCCUACGUGGAGUUCACUGGACGGGACAGCGUGACAUGUCCGACGUGUCAGGGCACCGGCCGAAUACCACGAGGUCAAGAGAAUCAGCUUGUGGCUCUGAUUCCAUACAGCGACCAAAGGCUCAGGCCGAGCAGGACAAAGCUGUAUGUGACAAUGUCAGUGGCCCUCUGCCUGCUGCUGUCGAGCCUCGCGGUUUUCUUCCUGUUCCCUCGCUCUAUUGAUGUCUCCUAUGUGGGAGUGAAGUCCGCCUACGUCUCCUAUGACCUGGACAAACGAAUCGUUUAUCUCAACAUCACAAGCACCCUGAACAUCACCAACAAUAACUACUACACCGUAUCUGUGACCAACAUCACAGCCCAGGUGCAGUUCUCCAAGACGGUGAUAGGCAAGGCCAAGUUGAACAACAGCUCGGUGAUCAUACCGCUGGAUGAGCGGCAGAUUGACUACACAGUUCCCACCACCAUUGCCGAUGAGAUGAGUUACAUGUUUGACUACUGCACCUUGCCAACCAUCAAAGUUCACAACAUAGUGGUCAUGAUGCAGGUGACGGUGACCACUUCGUACUUCGGCCACACAGAGCAGGUCUCCCAGGAGAUGUACCAGUAUGUGGACUGUGGGGGGAACACCACCUCCUUGCAUGGUCAUGUGCAGGUCUACCAAUAAAAAGAAACAGAAUAGCCCAGGCAUCAAAUACUACUGUAACUGAGGGUCUAACAGAUAAACAGGCUGACUUCCAACGUUGCAAAUCCUUGCACAAUGACAAUGAAUAAAUGCAUAGGGACAUAACUUUUGUUAAACUAGUCAGUGGCUCAUCCAUUCCCACAAUUCCCAACCACUUUCUUCCUUUAUCAGAUUAAAUGUGAUGAGCUUCUUUGGGUUUGAAACUUGUCAAACAAGCUGCUAAAUGUAGACAAGACAUAUGUUUCAUUAGUUCUCAAGGUUUGUUGUCAUUUUUCACGCAGGUGCAAACAAAAAAAGUCAUGUAAUUUAAUAUUCACAUAAAUGGCUAACAUUCCCAUCAUGUUCCUGAACAACUAAAUAACAGAAAGCAUUAGUUUCAGAUAUGAUGCACUUUAACUAGAGAUGCACCAAUCAUUCGGCCGAAACCAAAGUCCUAUUACCUGUUUUUUUGCUGUUUAAUUUACAAACAAGCUGCAUGAUGGUUUGGUUAUGGACACACACACACACACACACACCCCAUAUCUUCAUUAUUAAUGGUAAUGACAUUAAGUGUGUUAUUAUACAGAUACUCCUGUAACUUUGCGCAGUUUUGGAGAAAAGUUAGCUGAUUGUUAAAAAAAUGUAUCGUCAACAUUCAAUACAACUUCUACUUUCUCUCAGAAAAGUUACAAAGCUGUUUGUGUAUGCUGUAAAUUAUAGUUCCUGAUAGAAAGGAAAUCAAAUCAACAGGUCAAAGAAUGGAAAUCGGCCAAAAAACUUGCAGUUGGUGAAUCUCUAACUUUAACCUGGUCCAUAUCCAUAGAUAUUAAUGAAUGUAGACUGAGUAUCACCUGCUACUCUUUACCACUUUUAAUGAAAAACACAACAACCAAGGUACAAGUGGGAAAAAAAGCACUCCUAACAAGCUCCUUUUGCCCUCUUUACCUUCUCUUUUUUAUUUUGCUUUGUAGAAAUAUGAUUCUUUAUUUGUGUCGCACUACAUGGAUGGUGUUUUAUAUUGUAUCCGUUGUUAUUUUUGCUCUGAGUUCUUUUUCUUUAGAUUUGCUAUAUGUAGUGUAAGUACAGUAUUUUCUUAUGUUUAGCUAGCAUUCACCUGAGUGAUUUAAAAGCAAAGUGGACUACUGUGGAGACUGCCUCAUAUAGUUACAAGGUAACAAAAUAACUUUGUAAAAGAGAUUUAUAAAAUAAAAGGUGAUUUAUAGCUAAUGUGGCGCAUUAGAGUGGUCUAUAAAAAUACUGAGCUGUGAAAUAUGUCAUUUCUGUCUUGCUUCCUAACAUGAUAUAUCUGGAAUCAUUGCUGGUUUUGGAGCAAGUUCUUCCCUUUCGUUGUGGUUUUAUUUUUGUGGGCGAUGGUGUAAUUUGCAAUAAUAUGUUUAGUAUUUUAACACUUUUGAUUGGUUUUCUUUAGUUUCCUUAUGUCAAAUUUGAUCAUUUCAAUUAAAAAAAAAAGCUGGAAAUGUGAAUAAUUUAAGGUUUCUGAUUAUACAGCAUUCAAUUCCUGUUGUUGAUUGGACAGAUAUUAUACAAUGCCAUAAUGCAAGUUUUUCUAACCAUUAUUACAAUUUUUACAUUCAUCAGGAAUCUGCAAUCACACAUCCCUUCUUUAUGUUUGACGAGAUAAUGUACAUUUGAAAAACCUCUACACAGGGGUUCUGUGUUUUUCAUGCAUUAAAACGAAAUAAAAUCCUGCCUCAUUUGAAA
Messenger RNA from Eleginops maclovinus (Patagonian blennie), 2650 nucleotides. RefSeq names its product transmembrane protein 106Ba (gene tmem106ba). NCBI's taxonomy places the organism in Eukaryota, Metazoa, Chordata, Actinopteri, Perciformes, Eleginopidae. The record is from RefSeq and is a predicted model, not a curated record. Bases 149 to 931 code for a protein of 260 amino acids. The transcript is spliced from 8 exons.